Molecule: messenger RNA, 1023 nt
Organism: Striga asiatica
Lineage: Eukaryota; Viridiplantae; Streptophyta; Magnoliopsida; Lamiales; Orobanchaceae
Source: the annotation of a GenBank genome assembly
AUGGAAGAUCAAUACGGAUUAAUGCCGCCGGACCUCCGGCGAUACGUCGCCACCGGACCGGAUUUUUACCCCCCUCCGCCGCUGCAACCGCCGCCUGCGUCGGCGGAGCUGCACUCCGGCCGCCUUGGGCUGACCCAGACACACCCAUACGACGUGCUCGCUUUCCGACCGGUGGAGGGCGGCUCGAGCGGCGGCGGCGGCGGCGGCGGUAGCGGUAGGUGGCAGAGGCAGGAGACACUGACGCUGCUGGAGAUAAGAUCGAGGCUGGACUUCAAGUUCAAGGAGGUCAACCAUAAAGGUCCGUUGUGGGAUGAGGUUUCAAGGAUAAUGUCCGAAGAGCACGGCUACCAUAGGAGCGGGAAAAAAUGCCGAGAAAAAUUCGAGAAUAUAUACAAAUACUACAAAAAGACGAAAGACGGCAAGACCGGCGGCCGGCAAGACAGAAAGCACUAUAGGUUCUUCAGUCAACUCGAAGCCCUUUACGGUCAAAACAACAUUAACAACUCGUCGGCUUCAAACUCCGAAGCACUUCAUAGUCAACCUUUUGAUAAUUUCCCGAGCAACGAACCCGACACAACGACGGCCUCAACCGACGACACAGAAGGGUUCGAAAACCGGAAAAUGGGAUGGAAGGAAAAAAUCGAGGAAUUUGUAGACCUAAGGAUGAAAGACUUGAUGGAGAAACAAGACGCGUGGAUGGAGAAGAUGAUGGAGAAAGUCGAGCGCAAGGAGAAAGAGAGGUUGAUGAGAGAAGAAGAGUGGCGAAGGCAGGACGCGGCUAGAAUCGAGAGGGAGCAUAGGUUUUGGGCCGGGGAACGGGCUUGGGUUGAGGCCCGGGACACGGCCCUCAUGGAAGCCCUAAACAAGCUCGGGGGCAAGGAUUUCGUGGCUCAACAAGGUAACAAUAAUGGUUGUAAUAAUGGAAGUGCUAAUAAUAAUGAGAGUGGUGUUGGUGUUAAUGGUGUGAGUGAGAGUUGUUUGAGGUACUUCAUGGGAGAUGGGUAUGGAGGGGUUAUGGAGUGA